Molecule: messenger RNA, 1557 nt
Organism: Aspergillus pseudoviridinutans
Lineage: Eukaryota; Fungi; Ascomycota; Eurotiomycetes; Eurotiales; Aspergillaceae
Product: MFS transporter
Exons: 3
Coding region: 1-1557 (518 amino acids)
Biological process (GO): transmembrane transport
Molecular function (GO): transmembrane transporter activity
Source: RefSeq, a predicted model, not a curated record
AUGUCCGAAAACGCAAAUGAUGACGAUAAAAACGACGAGUGCACAAAACCUGAAGCGCUCGAGGCAGGCGUCGCCAGUCGUGUCAGCACAAACGAGCAGCUCAGUGCCUCAAAUGACACAACAGCAGCGAAGUGCGAAGAGCCUGAAUCCAACUUCGACGUGUGGUGGAGUGAACCCGAGAACGAGGAUCCUGCCAACCCAAGGAACUGGUCAAAUUCUCGGAAAUGGACUAUAAUCGCAUCUCUGUCACUUGUCACUUUCCUUACACCUCUAGCAUCAUCGAUGUCCGCUCCUGGUGUUCCCCAGAUGUUAGCAGACUUCAAGACAGACUCAACAAUACUUGCGACCUUUGUGAUCUCCGUUUUUGUGCUGGGUUUCGCAUUUGGACCACUUGUCAUCGCGCCUCUUAGCGAGUGGACUGGUCGAGUCCCUGUUUAUCAUGCUUGCAACAUUCUCUUUUUGAUUUUCACCAUCCUAUGCGCAGUGUCCAAGAACAUGGCAAUGUUGAUCGUGUUUCGCUUCCUGGCUGGCUUUGCUGGAGUGGCACCGAUUACCUGCGGCAGCGGUACCAUUGCGGACCUUAUGCCACCUGAGAGACGAGGUGUAGCAAUGUCGCUCUGGUCCUUGGGACCGUUGUUUGGGCCGAUCAUUGGCCCUAUUGCGGGAGGUUUUCUUGUUGAAGCAAAAGACUGGAGAUGGGUCUUCUGGGUCAUCGCGAUCGUGUCGGGAGCUUCCACCAUCGUGUGUUUCUUCACUUUGAAAGAGACGUACCCUCCGAUUCUCCUUGAGCGAAAGGCCGAUCAACUGAGGAAAGAGACAGGGAACUCCUCGUAUCAAUCUCGUCUUCAUUCCGAUCUACCCAAGAAGGAGCUAUUCAUACGAAGCAUCAUCCGGCCCAUGAAGAUGCUUCUCCUAUCGCCGAUCAUUUUCCUGAUGUGUUCGUACGUGGCAAUCAUGUACGGUCUGCUUUAUAUCCUCUUCACGACCUAUACGUUCGUAUUCGAGGGCGAGUACGGGUUUUCUUCAGGAACUGCCGGCCUAGCUUUCCUGGGAAGUGGAAUUGGCAUGCUGUUGGGGCUGGGCUUUGCUGCCACUCAGAGUGACAAGAGGAUCAAGAGAAAGAUCGCCUUGGGAGAGCCCAUUCUUCCCGAAGACCGACUGCGAUACCCAAUCAUCAUUCCGGCAUGUCUCGGUCUGCCGGCUGGUCUGUUCAUCUAUGGAUGGAGCACCAAGUAUCAUGUCCACUGGAUUGUGCCUCAAAUUGGAAACGCCGUGAUUGGGUUUGGCGUGAUCGGUAUCCUAAUGUGCAUCCAAACCUACCUGGUCGACGCGUUUGCCAUACAUGCUGCGAGCGCCACAGCAGCCAACACAGUGCUACGGAGCUUUUUGGGUGCGGUUUUUCCUCUAUUCGGGCUGAAACUGUAUGACAAAAUUGGCCUAGGAUGGGGCAACAGCCUACUGGGAUUUAUCGCCUUGGCAAUAGCACCUAUUCCGUUAGGGUUUCGAAUUUUCGGCGAACGGAUAAGAACAAAUCCCAAGUGGCAGGUCAAGUUCUAG